AUGGAAGAUACUGAAUCGGUUGCAACACUCAUGGACUCUACAACGUCUAAGAUACAGCAACUUCAGAAAGCAUUUGCUGAACUUGAAAGUCACCGGGCUGUAACACUCAACUUGAAAUGGAAAGAACUUGAGGAACAUUUCCAUGGGCUUGAGAGAUCCUUGAAGAGGCGGUUUCAUGAGUUGGAAGAUCAAGAAAAGCAGUACGAAAGCAAAACUAGGAGAGCCAGGGAAAUAUUAGAGAAGCGGGAAGCUGCUGUUGUGGCCAAGGAACAAGCUUCAUUGGAGAAGCUCCAAGAGCAACGAGAUUCUGCUGUCUUUGCCAUUUCGAAUGCUCUACAGAAGCACAGGAAGGUAUCAUCUGCGGUAGCUGCUGUUGUGCCCCAUGAUGGCCAAUUUGAAUCACCAACUAUUGAUGACCAACCUCCUGAUGCCAUGACUGCUGAAAGUAACUUAGGAGAAAUAAUAGAUCCUUCUGAAAAUGGAAAUUUGGAGUACCCACAGUUGGUCAAACUAUGUGAAAAGAUGGACUCAGAAGGACUGCACAAAUUUAUAUCUGACAACCGUAAGAACCUUGCAGUCCUAAAAGAGGAAAUUCCACUUGCUUUAAAGGCUGCAGCAAACCCAGCGCAAUUGGUGUUGAACUCUCUGGAAGAUUUCUACCCCAAGGAAAUGUCAAAUGUUGAUGGAAAGAAAGAUUCCACCUUACUGGGUGUCCGCCGAACCUGUAUCAUGUUGAUGGAAUGCCUUAGCAUUUUGCUAAUGUAUGCAGAUCUAGUUUCUGUAUCUGACAUAAUUUCAGAAGAUGUUAAAUAUCAGGCAAAGACAAUUGCUGAAGAGUGGAAGCCAAAAUUGGAUUCUUUGGAUGUGGAUGCUAACAAUGGGAACUCCUUGGAGGCACAUGCCUUUUUGCAACUUCUAGCCACCUUUGGGAUUGCUUCUGAUUUUGACGAGGAAGAGUUAUCCAGGCUAAUCCCAAUGGUUUCUCGUCGUCGCCAAGCAGCUGAGCUAUGUCGCUUUCUUGGGCUGUCAGAGAAAAUGCCAGGUGUAAUUGAAGUACUGGUAAAUAGCGGAAGGCAAAUUGAUGCAGUUAACUUGGCCUUUGCUUUUAACUUAACGGAACAGUUCUCACCUGUACCUCUACUGAAAUCAUACUUGAAGGAGGCGAGAAAAGUUUCUUCAUCAGUCAAGCCUGGAAAUGCAUCUCCCACCACUGUGCAGAAUGAGGUCAAUGAACGAGAGCUGACUGCCCUUAAGGCUGUGAUGAAGUGCAUUGAAGAGCAUAAACUUGAGGAGCAUUAUCCUGUGGAUCCACUCCAAAAACGCCUUCUUCAGCUGGAGAAGGCCAAGGCAGACAAGAAAAGGGCAACUGAAGCUGCCAAGCCUCAACCCAAGAGACCACGUGCCAGUGGUGUCGGAUGUGGGCCCCGUGUCACUAUCGCUGCUCCUGACAAGACUUUCUAUCCUAGAGUACCUGAUAGGUACCCACAGUAUGUGUAUGAUAGACCAUACAUUUACCCUGGACCUGCUGACAACCAUGUUCCCCCACAUAUGAGUUCUGCUCCUUACAACUUCUCUCCCAGUCAUGGCAACUACUUUGGAAAUGGCUACCAGUAUCAGACCCCGUAUCUUCACUAG
Molecule: messenger RNA, 1635 nt
Organism: Dovyalis caffra
Lineage: Eukaryota; Viridiplantae; Streptophyta; Magnoliopsida; Malpighiales; Salicaceae
Source: the annotation of a GenBank genome assembly